AUGGGCGACACCUCGCAAGUUGAAGUCCUGAAGCCUCCCAUCCGCCGUACUUGGUGGAAGGAGUCGGCCGUCUAUCAGAUCUACCCAGCAUCCUUCAAAUCGGCCAACUGCACCGUGGACAAGAACUUGGCUGAAGUAAAGGGCGACCUGCGCGGCAUCAUCUCCAAGCUUGACUACAUCAAGGAGCUUGGAGUGGAUAUUGUGUGGCUCAGCCCUAUCUUACAAUCUCCUCAAGUCGAUAUGGGCUAUGAUAUCUCGGACUACCGUGCUAUCGACGCGCUGUAUGGAACGAUGGAAGAUCAUGACGACCUGAUCAAGGGCUUGCAUGACAGAGGGUUGAAAUACGUCAUGGACCUCGUCGUCAAUCACACUUCCGAUCAACACGAGUGGUUCAGACAGUCCCGGUCUUCGAAGGACAACCCGUACCGAGAUUGGUACUUCUGGCGGCCUCCUCGAUACGACGAAGCCGGCAACCGCAUGCCUCCCAACAACUGGGAGUCGGCCUUCUCUGGAUCUACCUGGACAUACGAUGAAACCACGGACGAAUACUAUUUGCACAUAUUCGCGAGUGCGCAGCCCGAUUUGAACUGGGACAACCAUGCAGUCCGGGACGCCGUCGACGAUAUGAUCAGAUUCUGGCUGGAUCGGGGUGUGGAUGGCUUUAGGAUGGACGUGAUCAACUUCAUUUCCAAGGCUCCUGGGUUGCCGGAUGGGAAGAUCACGAAACCUGGAUUCUUGCAGUCUGGCGUCGAACAUUUUGCUUGCGGUCCUCGCUUGCACGAGUAUCUUCGAGGCAUUGGCGCCAUCCUGCAUGAGUAUGACGGCUUUUCUGUGGGUGAGAUGCCUGGCGUUACCGAUACAAGAGAAAUCCUCAAGGCAGUCGGGCAAGAUCGUGGGGAACUCGCCAUGGCCUUUCAGUUCGACAUUGUCACCAUGGAUAUCGAACCGGGUGCUGGGUCAAAGUGGGAGCACCGGGACUUCGAGCCGCGGGCUCUGAAGCACGUCGUUGCGAAGUGGCAGUCUUUCAUGCUCGAGAAUGCAGGCUGGAACGCGGUGUUCAUGGAAAACCACGAUCAAGGCCGCACAAUCUCGAGGUAUUGCGACGAUAGCGAGGAGUACCGGACCAAGUCGGCCAAGCUACUUGCUGCCCACAUGGGUCUCCAAUCAGGAACACUCUUCAUCUACCAAGGUCAGGAACUUGCGCAGAUAAAUGUUCCUGAGUCUUGGGGCCUGGACAAGUACAAAGACAUUGAAGUGAUCAACCAUUGGAAGACGGUUUUGCGCGACUAUCCUGACGACAAGGAUAAGCAAGCCGCCUACAAGCGCCAGUACCGGCUUAUUGGCCGUGACAAUGCUAGAACACCAAUGCAGUGGACUUCUGAUGCAGGAACUUUUGCUGGUUUCCUUCCAGAUGACCGUCCUAAGGAUGCAAAGCCCUGGAUGUCGAUCUAUCCCGACUUUGAGAGGUGGAACGCCGAGGCUCAACUUUCAGAUUGGGACAGUGCAUUCCUUUACUGGCAACGAAUACUUGCGCUCCGCAAGCAGCAUAAGGAUAUUUUUGUCUAUGGUGAUUUUGAGAUGCUCGACGUCGAUAACGAUUUUCCCAACGUCGUUGCGUAUCUAAGGUCUGAUCGGUCUGCCGAGCAUUCACAGGCUGAGAACGAGAAACCGGGCAGCUGUCUUGUCAUUGCGAACUUUUCGAAAGACAGGCUGUGGUGGAGAGUGCCGGAAAAGGUUGAGGGUAUAUUAUUCGACGGCCGCAGAUUGAGGAGCGAAGCUAUCCGACAGGAUCUGCGCAAUUACACGGGAAGUGCCGCCGGGGACAACGCGACUGAAAGAGACGCGAGGGGUUGGAAAAUCGACUUGAUGGCGUGGGAGGUGGUCGUUGCCGUGGCUUGA
This is a messenger RNA of Cladophialophora yegresii CBS 114405, 1899 nucleotides long. Its product is annotated as trehalose-6-phosphate hydrolase. The record is from RefSeq and is a predicted model, not a curated record. Lineage: Eukaryota; Fungi; Ascomycota; Eurotiomycetes; Chaetothyriales; Herpotrichiellaceae. Gene Ontology annotation, molecular function: alpha-amylase activity. Gene Ontology annotation, biological process: oligosaccharide catabolic process. The transcript has a single exon. Bases 1 to 1899 code for a protein of 632 amino acids.